CGCCACCCCACCUAAAAUUUAUUAUCUGGUGAAGAUAAGAUCGAAAAUUUACAUAUACUCACUCUGUGAUUUCAUACUUUCCCUCUGCUCUUGGGCUAUCGCGAAAACAUACAGACUAGAUAUAAAAUGACUUCUACUGCAGUUGACCACCCUGAGGGAGUGGAUGAAACCAUCCUGACUCUUCGCAAAGUUCUCGUCAAUGAGUCCGAGCCGCUUGCCCGCCGAUUCCGCGCCCUGUUCUCCCUGAAGUACAUUGCUUGUUUGCAACCGCCCACCGAGAAGACAUUGCCUGCAAUCCAGGCCAUCGCAGCGGGGUUUACGUCGUCCUCGGCUUUGCUGAAGCAUGAGCUCGCAUACUGCUUGGGCCAGACUCGUAAUCCAGAUGCAGUCUCGUAUUUGCUGGAAGUGGUGAAGAACACGGAACAAGAUGCAAUGUGUCGCCAUGAAGCCGCGGAGGGUCUCGGUGCUCUGGGAUUUGACACUAGUCUGGGUGUCCUGAAAGCUUUGCGGGAUGAUGAGAAAGAAGAGGAUGUUAUUAGAGAGACAUGUGACAUCGCCGUCGACAGAAUUCUCUGGGAGAAUUCGGAAGAAAGGAAGAGCGAGAAACUGAAGCCUAGUGAUUUUACCUCGAUUGACCCAGCCCCACCACUCCCAAUGGCGUCCAGCCAGCCUUCUAUUUCCGACUUGGAAAAAACAUUGCUCAACACAAAGCUCCCUUUGUUCCAAAGAUACCGCGCUAUGUUUGCCCUGCGCGACCUUGCCUCGCCCCCUGAUCUUCCAACAGCUGUCGAAGCUGUCGAAGCGUUAGCUAAAGGACUCAAGGACCCGUCUGCUCUCUUCCGCCAUGAAGUUGCCUUUGUGUUCGGUCAGCUCUGCCACCCGGCGUCUGUUCCUAGUCUCACAGAAACCCUCAGUGAUCAGAAAGAAAUGGGUAUGGUACGACACGAGGCUGCUGAGGCUCUUGGUAGCUUGGGUGAUGUUGAAGGUGUGGAGGACACCCUAAAGAAGUUCUUGCACGACCCAGAGCAGGUGGUGAGAGACAGCAUUAUUGUGGCUCUAGAUAUGGCGGAGUAUGAGAAGAACGGGGAGAUGGAGUAUGCGUUGGUACCGGAUUCAGCAGCCCCGGCCGCUGUAUCUGCUGCUUGAUGAAUUUCCGUAAACUAAAAAAGAUUACAGUGGCUUAAUUGAUACUCGCUUCAUAGAUGUACAGCCGCGAACCCAAAAUAGAAGUCCUUUCUGAUGUUUAGUUGUUUUGUGUCUCCUUGUAACCGCAAACGCAAGUGUAAAAGACCGUGCUUCCUUCGUCUGCACUGCGCAAUUGCACAGUUGUGAAAUACAUCUCUUUCCUACCACAUCUCGCACAAGUAUGUUGUGUAAGAGCUUCUGUCCUUUUAUCUGCAGCUGUCAAGUUCUGGACUGCAGAUCUUUUUGCCCUCAGUGUCGAAGGGAAUGCACUCGCUUUGGAUUCAGAGACGAUAGUUUUAGGGACAAUGUCUCGAUUACGAGCUCCGCAGAUACUGCAGACAAUGAGUUUUGUAGGGUCACCAGACGACUCAUCUAAUAAAUUUCCACAGUCAUUGCAGAAAAUUAAGGACCCAAUCGCAGACAUCUUGACAAGUGGUGGCUUGAAUAAACUUGUAGUUGUAAGAGGUAUCUGGAGCGAUUAGUUAGUAC
This is a messenger RNA of Aspergillus caelatus, 1674 nucleotides long. Its product is annotated as deoxyhypusine monooxygenase. NCBI's taxonomy places the organism in Eukaryota, Fungi, Ascomycota, Eurotiomycetes, Eurotiales, Aspergillaceae. The transcript has 4 exons. Bases 127 to 1146 code for a protein of 339 amino acids. Gene Ontology annotation, biological process: peptidyl-hypusine biosynthetic process. The record is from RefSeq and is a predicted model, not a curated record. Gene Ontology annotation, molecular function: deoxyhypusine monooxygenase activity.